CAAUACGUGGUGCGGAGUGGAAUCCCACGCCCAUCACGCUACGGCACGUCCUGACGCAAACUCGCGUCGCCGCUCCCGCAGCCCAAUGGAAGGAGGCUGAGUGUGCGAGCAAAUCCGGAGGAAGAUGGCGGCGCCCGUACUGAAAGUGUCCACCCCUCGGUGGGAAAGAAUAGCCCGGCUUCUGGUUUGUAUCUUGGGCAUCCUCGUAUCAUUCUACGCCUACCAUGUAGAAACGGAAAAGGAGAGGGAUACGGGCUAUCGGGCCAUGUGCGACGUGAGCGACUCGGUCAGCUGCUCCAAAGUGUUCACCUCCAGAUGGGGUCGAGGAUUUGGGGUGCUGGGCUCCAUCUUUGGUAAAGCCAGUGCAAUGAACCAGCCAAACAGUGUCUAUGGGCUUGCAUUUUAUGUGUUUCAAAUGUUACUGGGCUUGACAGUGAGUGCAAUGGCAGCCCUUAUCUUAAUGACCACCUCCAUUGUGUCAGUCCUGGGCUCCUUGUAUCUGGGAUACAUACUGUACUUUGUCCUGAAGAACUUCUGCAUUCUCUGCGUCACCACAUACGUGCUGAACGUCAUUCUCUUCAUGCUCAACUACAAGCGACUGGUUUACUUGAACGAAGCCUGGAAGCAGCAGCUCAGCGUGAAGCAGGAGUAAAUAUGACCUCUGCACUUUGACUUGCCACGUGGAGAACUUGCUUCUCUUAUGUUUAUUCUGCAGUACAAAAAUCAAUACAAAUCAGAGGGGAUUCGAGAAAUAGAAUUACAAAGGAAGAUAUCAAAGUUAAUUCUUUCUUUCUUUCUUUUUUUUUUUUUUUUUUUAACCCCAACGGACUGUCCUUUCUUUCCAAUGGGUUAUGAGCAGAGGAUCUGAGCUCAGGACCGACAAGCUUUAACUGUACUUUGCAUUGGACUCUGAGGAAAGCCCAAGCUUUCAAAAUUGAACUUUUAAACCGUUUACUUGAAAAAGAUACAAAAACCGGUUCCUGUUUUCCUGAGCUGUACUUACAAGAAAAUAAUUAUGAAAAAAAAGCAUGAUUGCAAAGUUCCUGUACAGUUCACAAAUUCCAAAUACAGAGUUAAGAACUUUCUAUGUUUACAAUAUGUUUUAAAAAGGACCACUAAUAAUUAGUAGGAGCUAACAGGUGGCUUAUUAGUUUAGAUCUGUCUGUUUUUCAGACAAGUUGGUAUCCUUAUGCAUUGUGUAAAUAGCUGCUCUUAAGUGUUUUAGAAGGUAGGAGGUCUUUAUGUUUUAGUGUUUUCCAGAGUCUAAAACUGGACUGCACUGUUCCUAAUCUGGCAGAAUUGUAAAAGCUGUAUUCCCAACUGUGUUAACGUGUUCCCUUCAGUCACCCAUGGAAAAAAAAAAUCUGUGCUGGGUGGACCUGGUAAAAAACAAAAAAACUUGCCUUUGUGAAGCCACAGGGUCAAAUGGGACCCAUGUGCGGCCACUUUAAAAGGAGUGAGUUCUUUUAAAAAGUGAUGUUAAAAUAGACACCUUUUUAAAGAUGAUUAAUGCUUUCUUGAAACAGCAAUAAGAUAAACGAUAGCUAUUUAAUAAGCCUAACACCAGUAAUAGCCAUCUAACUUUAAAAUCUUGGGUCUAGGAUAUUCAGAAUAGGGUUUGGAGCUUCUAAGAAGCCAGGUGAAUUAUAGUAGCAUUUUGGCAAUUUCUAGCGGCUGAUCAGUUGUAGGACGGUGGUGUACUGUAGAACCUUGUGUUUUUUUUUUUUUAAGAUUGUUGAUAAAAUGUGUAUGAUAAAGGACCAAGUUGGACAAUUGUUCUGGCAAUUAAAUGAUGUUAUUGUUAUUGUGCUAACCCUCUGGAGCCUAAGCCUGUGGACGCCUGUCUAAGUAGAUUCUCCUAGUAAAUCCUACACCCUUUUCUAUGAUUGCAAUGCUGUGCCUGUUGAUGAUAAUCACUUAUCAGCAACGUCACACGCUCAAUCACAAUAAUCAUCCAAGUUAAGUCAAGUAGAUAUUUUGGCUAAUGCCUCGAACAAGGGUGAUUCACUACAAAAUGAGGCCUAAGAUUCGACAACAGGUGUUUUAUGAAUGGACAUGAUGGGUUAUAACAAAAGACCUAGGAUGGGGAAUGAAUGCAUACUGUCUGCUGCACUUCAGUACUGCAUAUCUUCAAAUAACAGCCAUGGUAUCCAGGAGCUGUUAAGGUUUUAAUUUAUUACAUGUUUGAACUUUUAAAACGAAACUUAAAGAAAUCGCUAGAAAGUUUAAACGUUGCCCUGUUUGGAAUGUUUUUAAUCAGUCUGGUUCUAGGAAAUAAACAAUAACAGCUCUUGAAAGAGUUGGUGUUUAAGAAGCAGGUAGAUGUGACCGCAGCAUGUAUUCGUUUGUCACUGUUGUCAAAAUCAGAAGACAAGCUAUACGUGAUCAAGAUAACUUGAUUGUUUUGGGGCAUUUUAAGUUAAAUAUUUAAACAUAGUUUUAAUUAUUAUUAUUUUUUACAGCUACAAGGAUAUUGGUGCCAUAAUUAAUAUUCAGUCCUAUGGUAAGGCGUCUAAUAUUUCUCAUGGCUGUUUUUAACUGGUUAAACGGUUUAGCAAAAUUUCAAUUGUAUAACACUUAGCUAAUGAGGGAGUUGUGCAAAACUUUCUGAGAGAACAAACAGACUGCUUCAGUUUGCUUGAAGCAAUACAAUAAGUUAUUUUUUUUUUUCUUUCUUUCAAACUUGACUAAUUCCUAUACAUUCUGUAGAGCUGUGCUGCAUAUGGGGGUCUGUUUUCACACCAUCCCUCUAGUCUAAACCACAAGCCGUUGGUGCCAUUAAUAUAGAACCUCUAUCUGACAAUUAAAGAGAGCUGGUGGCAGCUACGGCCUGAAUACCAUAUAGCAAAGAAACAAGCACUUGUUUAGCCAAGAUGGUUAUGGUCUGGUAACCCAGGCUUUGUCUUGCCUCCUUUGUGUCGUCGUUUGUUUUUCAGACUUGAUUUUGGGGGGGAACCCCACAUAUACCCUCCCCUCAAGUUUGAUGGAAGUAGUGCUCUCCCUAUUCUCUUCCCAUCUGACCCCACAUAGUCUCCUUCGUGCAUCCUGGAGCGUGUGUGCAAGGCUUGGGGGAAGCCCUGUUGCCUCUUCCAUAACAAGAGAACAGAGCGGUGCAGCAGGAAAAAGUUGGCUUCACCCAGGUGAAAAUAAAAGGUGGAAAACCAUGGACCUGUGAGAGAGCUCUGUGUUGUUAAAGCAUUAUUACACCCGUUCCCAUUGCAGCCCAAGGUAGAAACUGCAUUCUAAUCAUGUCUGGGUUAUUAAUCUCUUGUCUGCAGUACCAGCAACCGGUUUUCAGAAACUGGCUUGUGUCUAUUGUAUGCUGUUCAUGAACAAUCAUGAAUCAAUUCCUAUAGCAUUUAACCCCAGUAAUGCCUGACACCAGUUCUAUAUUCUUAUUAUUACUAUUGUUAGGGUGUCAGUGUUGUGUCAGCGUAUUGUUGUAUGUUUUGUACAUUCAAAUUGUCCAAUUGGAUCAUCCCGGCAGAAAAGUGGACCAAUAAAUUCAGCCCAGGGCACAGCUCGUGUUAAAUGUCUGUAUCUUAUACUACAUCGUCAACGUUUUUAUUGAAAGAAAACAAAAACCUGUUAAUCAAGCCCUAGAACGUAAACCUGACUAUUAAAUGUGACUACGAAAGUGCCUUCUGUUGAGCACUAGGCCUUCAAUAGGCCAGUCCUCCAUUUUAUUAAACAAUAAAACGCAACUGGUUAUUUCUUGAAUAGGUCUGAAGUUGCGAUGUGAAGUAAACAGCCUGCAGAUCUCCUGUCUUGCUGUUGUAACAGUUAAAGGUUUGGCAUCUUGUGUAGUCUUUGUAUACAGAAUGUUGUUUUUUUCUUUCAAUAAGGACAUUUUCUGAAUUAUUACUGGUAUGCCUUUAUUUUAAAUAUCCUAACUUAUUUUUUUUGGGGUGUUUUUGCACGCUCUGAAAACCAAGUUUUUACACUGAUUUGUGUUUUAUUUAUACAGUAUGUUUUUUUUUUUUUUUUUUGUUUUUUUGUGUUUUGUUUCCAGAAGCUUUUAUUUUGUCCAUACGAUAAUAUAUUUGAAGUAUUAUGCCCUUUUUUUUGUGCAGAGAAUGUUGACACUACUUGGAAUGUGGCGCAUGAAAAUGAAUAUCCAUAAAAAAUUGAGGUUUGGGGCAGAAAAUGACAAUACCCAGAGUCCUUUGGGAGAACUGCCUUUUAAAAGGUUGUUUCUGUAUUAUUUGCCAAAUAGAAGUCCGACAAAUAACUAUGCUGUAUUCCUAUAUAAAAGUGUUACAUGAAGGUAGAACAACUAUGGAUUCAGCUGUUAGAUCCUGUAUAUGAGCAGUGUUGAGGGUGAUAAUAGCACCACAGAGCAUUUGAAGCAUGUCUUUCAUUGUCAUUGUGCACAGUGGAACAGCUAGCAUUAAAACAUUCAGUUUUAGCUGAGAAUGUGUAGUCCUUCUGUAAGUCUGCUGUUUGUCUUCUUAGUCCUGUCAGUGUAGAGUGCUGUUGAAGCUUGUCCAGUCCUGUAGAGAAUGCCAUAGAGACACUGUGUAAGUUCAUAAAGACACGGGUGACCUCAGCCAUUUCUUCCUGAGCUUUGAAGAACCACUUUUGAGAAUUGUACUUUACGCACAUUCCUGUGACCCUGUUCACUGUCCUUGUCUCCGCAAGAUUAAACAAAAUUAAAAAAUCGCCUGAAUUAUGUUUGUAGAUGAGUUGCCAAAUUCUUUAAAUGUGAUUCUUUAGUUGAAUUUCAUGUAACUGGUCCCUAAUUUGGUCUCCGUAUACUAAAUCUUGAAUUGUACACGGUUUAUUAUCACUAUGCUAGCUUGUGAAUCUGGAAUUGCUUUUUAUUUUGGGGGGGGGGGGGUUAUGGGGUGGUGAAGCUCUGGGGGAUCCUUGUUUGGGUUGAAGGUGCCUCGUGUGUGUGUGUGUGUGUGUGUUUUUAUUUUAUUAUUGCUUAGUGAUGUUAUGUGAAUGCUGUAAAUCCUGUAUUUAUUUUAAGUGUCUAUGUAGUGGGCUGGGAGAGAAGUCUCAGUGAUGAUCUGUAACGUUCAGUGUGCUGUGCUCCAGUGUCAUACUCCUGCUAGUCUGGGCAUGUAAGCAAAAAAUAAAUAAAACAACCAGCCUUGUCUUCAGGCUGUCUUUCAUUUGGGAGGUAAAAUACUGACCUGAAAUACGAAUCAAGAGUUACCAGGAGGUAAGGAACUAAGGAGUUUCUAAAACUGUGGAGCGAACACCCCUUUCUUGCUUCUUCCAUCAUUGCAAAGCUGUACGCACUGCAAUUAGUCCUGGCUCAUUAAUGAACUGGGAGACUGCACCUGGUGCUUUCCUGCCGAAAUAAAAAAUAGCAGUGUUUUCGUCAGGCUUUAUUUAAAUGCAAUAUGACAAAACAUUAGGGGAAGCCCCACGGCCAAUUAAUGGCUCAAGACAUGUGGAUAUGAAAAAAUCGAAACGGUUGUCUAUUCUAUUUAAAAAGAGGCUGUUCGGUAUACAAAGCAUGAUCUGACUAGAGUGUGUGUUUGUGAGAUAUUAGCACAGCUUGUAGCCCAGGAGUACAUAAGGUACUGAGGAUGAAAGCACCCCACCCCCCGUCACAGGCAACAUUUCAAUAUGAUUUUGCUCAAUGGCAAAAACAAAACAUGUAAAUAUGUAUGAAUGUGUAUUCGUUGCACAUAACUUUUUGGUAUUAAAUAAAUGUAGAAAUUA
Acipenser ruthenus (sterlet) is the source of this 5679-nucleotide messenger RNA. RefSeq names its product vitamin K epoxide reductase complex subunit 1-like protein 1. Gene Ontology annotation, biological process: peptidyl-glutamic acid carboxylation; vitamin K metabolic process. Lineage: Eukaryota; Metazoa; Chordata; Actinopteri; Acipenseriformes; Acipenseridae. The record is from RefSeq and is a predicted model, not a curated record. Gene Ontology annotation, molecular function: vitamin-K-epoxide reductase (warfarin-sensitive) activity. The transcript has 3 exons. Bases 125 to 652 code for a protein of 175 amino acids.